Alosa sapidissima (American shad) is the source of this 3383-nucleotide messenger RNA. It is a transcript of the gene arcn1a, whose product is annotated as archain 1a. Lineage: Eukaryota; Metazoa; Chordata; Actinopteri; Clupeiformes; Clupeidae. Gene Ontology annotation, cellular component: COPI vesicle coat; cytosol. The record is from RefSeq and is a predicted model, not a curated record. The transcript is spliced from 10 exons. Gene Ontology annotation, biological process: endoplasmic reticulum to Golgi vesicle-mediated transport; Golgi localization; retrograde vesicle-mediated transport, Golgi to endoplasmic reticulum. Bases 188 to 1723 code for a protein of 511 amino acids.
CCUUGCUGCCUGGCUUCUUCCGGUUGGAGACGUGGCUUAGAGGCGCUGCCAUAUUGAGCUGCGGAUAAGCAGUCGAGGGAGAAGAGCCGCAGAUAUUUUUCCUUAGUUUUCGGAGAAGUUGCGUAGGAUUUUAAAGAGACCGACAACAUCGGACAUUUUAUAUCAUAAGCGAUCACACACACGGAAAAUGGUGCUGUUGGCAGCGGCGGUGUGCACCAAGGCUGGCAAGGCCAUCGUGUCACGUCAGUUUGUGGAGAUGACGCGGACCCGAGUGGAGGGGCUGCUCGCCGCCUUCCCCAAGCUAAUGAACACAGGCAAGCAGCACACGUUUGUGGAGACGGAGAGCGUGCGCUACGUCUACCAGCCCCUAGAGAAGCUCUACAUGGUGCUCAUCACCACCAAGAACAGCAACAUCCUGGAGGACCUGGAAACGCUGCGGCUCUUCUCACGUGUGAUUCCUGAGUACUGCCGUGUUCUCGAGGAGAGCGAGAUCUCCGAGCACUGCUUCGACCUCAUCUUUGCCUUCGACGAGAUUGUGGCCCUGGGCUACCGGGAGAACGUCAACCUGGCACAGAUCCGCACCUUCACCGAGAUGGACUCUCAUGAGGAGAAGGUGUUCCGUGCUGUUCGAGAGACUCAAGAGCGUGAGGCCAAAGCAGAGAUGCGCAGGAAGGCAAAGGAGCUGCAGCAGGCCAGACGGGACGCGGAACGCGCCGGAAAGAAAACGCCAGGCUUCGGCGGCUUUGGAAGCUCCGGCAUGAGUAGCGGUAACUCUGCUACGGUCAUCCAAGACACUCUCAUCGAGCCCGAGAAGCCUAAGCCUGCCCCGGCCCCUGUCAGGGCUAGCGGUCCCAGUAAGGCCCUGAAGUUGGGUGCCAGAGGAAAGGAGGUGGACGACUUUGUGGACAAACUCAAAUCAGAGGGCGAGAACAUCAUCCUGCCCAGCACAGGGAAAAGGCCCUCAGAGGUGUCCAAAGCGCUGCCUGCUCCUGUCAAUACAGAGAGUGUGCAUUUGAGAGUGGAGGAGAAGAUUACUCUAACGUGUGGGCGGGAUGGGGGCCUCCAGAACAUGGAGAUCCUGGGCAUGGUGACACUCCGAGUGGCCGACGACAAGAACGGCCGUAUCAGGAUAGUCUUAAAUAACAACGAUAAGAAAGGGGUUCAGCUGCAGACUCAUCCCAAUGUGGAUAAGAAGCUCUUCACAUCAGAGUCCAUCAUUGGUCUGAAAAACCCAGACAAGUCCUUCCCCCUGAACAGUGAUGUUGGCGUGCUAAAAUGGAGGCUACAAACCACAGACGAGUCUCUCAUACCACUAACAAUAAACUGCUGGCCAUCAGAAAGUGGCACAGGAUGUGAUGUCAACAUUGAGUACGAGCUGCAGGAAGACGCACUGGAACUCAAUGAUUUGGUCAUCACCAUCCCCAUACCGUCUGGAGUUGGUGCACCUGUGAUUGGAGAUCUUGAUGGGGAGUAUCGCCAUGACAGCCGACGUAACGUUCUGGAGUGGUGUCUACCUGUGGUGGAUGUCAAGAACAAGACGGGCAGCCUUGAGUUUAGUGUAGCGGGCCAGCCAAACGACUUCUUCCCCGUCAUCGUUUCAUUUGUUUCCAAGAGCAACUAUUGUGACAUGCAGGUCGCCAAGGUGACACAUGUGGAUGGAGAUGCUCCAGUGAGGUUCUCUACGGAAACCUCUUUUGUUGUCGACAAAUACGAGAUACUGUAAAGGAACAUCCAUGUAAAGAAAACAACUAUCAUCAGAGAAAAAAAAACAAGAUCAUUGGAUAUGGAAAUGUAUAAAAACACAACGCAGAGAGCUGCAAAUCGGAAAAGGUUCAUACUGACCUGUUUCUUCAACAGCAGUCUAAUAACAGGACAUCCUUUUCAAAAACAAAGCCCUUUUGACCUUGGUUUGCGAUAAUUGCUGUAUUUGUACCUUUAUAAGAGAGUGACAACACACGUCUCCAAAGGGAUCUUUAAGUGUAUAAUAAGAGACUGGCAAGGCUGGACAGUGGGAGUUGAAAGAGGAAUCGGUCACACGUUUGGCUGAGAAGGGCCAAGAGGAGUGGGGAAGGGUCGUCACAAGCCUUCGCUUCUCAAAACUAGGUCUCAAUAACAGACUCAUCGGUGACCGAAGGGGUGGGGGUGGGGGUGAGGGGGGGGGGGGAGUAUUGAAUGAGUGUACGUUUUCUUUUUUGCCUGUACUGUGUUCAGCUUUUAGUAUGUGCAUUCAUACACACACACACAUACACACACACACACACACACACACACACACAUGCAAAAGCUGGUCUUCAAAAUUUGAAGUGAUGACAACGUCUCUUAAAACACUAGAUUUAAAAAAAGAAACACUGGUACUCGGGCCAGGAAGUACUUUAUUAUUUCCCCUUAAGUGGAGUUUUGACUGAAACUUUGAAGGACCAUGCGAUGUCAGAGACGGAACUGUGCAGAUUCUCUCCAUUUUGUCCUGUCUACUCUGUCAUGUUACUGCCUUUUUUGUUUUAAUCUGUAAUCACGUUCAAGAAAAGUUUCUCUUAUCUCGUUUCAACCUCGGAACUUGGCAUUACUGUGUUCGCGGUCAUCGGAACCAGUCACACAUUAUUCCCCAUCAGCGGUCAGAUUCUACUAGCGUCACGUCUGGACAUUUGACCACUUCUCCUAGGUAUAUAAAUCGAGGCACGUGGGACGUAGAUUACCGUGCAUUAUAUCCAGAUUAUCAUUUGAGUUUUUGACUGAACACUGAUGCAGUUCCACAGACUCUCGGGGCUUUUCUGGACUGUCCAUCUACCUGUCUCUCACUGACCCGCUGGGGAAUUGAUGCCAUAGAGACUUAGCCAGCACAGCCAUGUAUGUUGUGGAAUCGCUGUGGCAGACUGUAGUCGAAUCACCCCGCAACCCCCCCCAUCAUACCCCACCCCCGGCAUGUUGCUUCACAUACUGUCACAUUGAGCGUGCCAGCUCUUUGAGAUGAGUUUUUAUCGUCUGAGAUCUCUGCUGGCUGCUGGCGUCCUCCCAUCUUCUCCUCACUGGUUAUCUGAAUGCCCCCCACCCUUUCCUUUCUCAGAGAAUCCCACUUCAUGUUGAAUGCCAGAUUUACUUAUGUCUCUGUUUAAGAAUGACCAAUGUUUGUUUUCUUUUUUCUUUUUUUGCCUUGAUUCUCUAAAUAGUGUGAAGAGGGAAUAGGUAUACAUGUCUGUUUUUUUUCUCUGUCUGUCUGUAUCAGAGUUUUGUCUGAAUCACAUUGUGGGUGUGGGAGAUGGAAAUUAAAAAGAUUUUGUAACCCUGUAAAAUAUGAACUGAGGCAUAAUUACAAAUGACAUUCCAAUGUAAACUUAAAAGGAGAAAACAACAAGAUUAAAGUGUACAAAAGGCCCCAGUGAAAUGAU